GAAGAAUGUCGCUGUAUCUGAUUGAUCUCAAACAAUCCAACAUAUAGGCGCCAUCUACACUUCAAGGCAGGCCCAUAAUAUCUAACAAACAAAGCAUGUGGACGCUGCACCAGCUAACAGAGAACAAAGCCACUCGCAGCACCACUGGCUCGCCAUCUCGAUCUCCAUCCCCUUCCGUUGCUCGCAAAAGAGCCCGUCUUUCGUCCAGCUCGCCCAAAAUGGCACCGAGUUUAGUGAAGAAGGAGGUUGAAGAAGUGAGUUCUGGGAAGCCAGACUCUAGCAAGCUGGAGGAGGGCGGGGACGAGCCAAAACCAGAUGUAGAAAGAGAAUGGGAAGGGUUUUCUAAGGAUGUCCUGGAGAAAUGGCCUGCAUUGAAAAAGAGAAACUUCUGGUGCAUCCAACGGCAUUCUGCUACAGUGGUAGCACUGCAUUACGACUUGCGAAUGCAUCUCGAUGGGGUUACUGUCUCUUGGGCUAUCCCUAAGGGUCUAUUAGGCAUUUCAAAGAGUGGUGAAGCACGUAGGAUGGCCGUCGAGACAACAUUGCACCCUCUUUGGUAUACCAUACAUGAAGGAUCGGAUGGCAGGACGUUCGGACAAGGUCGUCAAGGUGGGACUCUUCUUUGGGAUAUUGGGGAGUACACUAUCGAUCUCCCCUCCGGAUACAUACCCGAUCUUGAUACAGAUGAAGAAGAAGAAGCGGAAAAUCGUAGAAGAUUCAAGAAAAGACGGAAAGAUUCCGAAAGUGAUGGACGAGAAGAAGAGGACAAGUUUCGGAACGCGCUGCAUAGACAUAUCGGUUUUGGUAAGUCAAGGAGUAUGCACUUUACUUUGAAGGGAGGCAAAAAGAUGACGAAUCACUCGUUCAUCCUUGUCCUAAGCAGCAAUCCCUACAAGUACAAUACCGUUAGCCUGGAAGGAAAAGAAAAAAAGACGUGGUUCAUUAGUCUUCCCCGAGGAGUGGAUAGCUAUCCGUGGGACCAGGGCGGGGAAGAUGGCGAUUUCUAUGGAAGGAGCAUAAAAAGCGGUAUGACCUUUCAGCAAGUAUGUCAGGGAUUAGCAGAUGAUUCGUCUCAAUGAGGAAAGGAGCCUUCAAACAAGCAAUAAACCCUCGCGGACUUGCACAACGUGAAAAGUUCUACCUGCCCGAACGGCUCACCUGUUCAAAGUUACCAGCUGGUCCGAUUUCAAAUACGUUUGUGGGCCAUCGAUGACCUCGGCUUUCACCAUAUUGCCAUGCUUGAUUAUCGAUGAUCAUGAUUGGUUUGGCGAUGCGGCAGCACUAAAUUACAAGUCAGAUAUAUUCGCGACCACUGUGCUUGUAGAUCUCAAGGGGUUAUACGAGAGGAGCCUCGGCAGGAUGGUGAAUGCGAAGGCGAAUAUUUCAUGACACAGGUGUCGUUUGAGCUUUGUGUAUCAGGAGUGCAUUGCAAAGGCUGCAGGAAGGGUGUUGGCAUGCAAUAAAUAGGAGUCCCAUAGGAGCUCUUGGCGGCGUAUGGAUGAUCUGAAAGACAAGAUUAGCCAAGCGUGCACGUUUCACCUAUCAACGGUCGUCAACUAACUCUUUGUUACCUUACCAUUGCCCUUAUCGUUUGGAGCUCGAAAAUCGCACAGGUUAGCUUGAGAGAGG
Cryptococcus deneoformans JEC21 is the source of this 1629-nucleotide messenger RNA. Its product is annotated as expressed protein. The transcript is spliced from 10 exons. The coding region runs from base 96 to 1079 and encodes 327 amino acids. The record is from RefSeq and is a predicted model, not a curated record. NCBI's taxonomy places the organism in Eukaryota, Fungi, Basidiomycota, Tremellomycetes, Tremellales, Cryptococcaceae.